This is a messenger RNA of Clavispora lusitaniae ATCC 42720, 1107 nucleotides long. The record is from RefSeq and is a predicted model, not a curated record. Lineage: Eukaryota; Fungi; Ascomycota; Pichiomycetes; Serinales; Metschnikowiaceae.
AUGGUGAAUCUAAACUUCACAUCGCCUUCCUCCGCUCUCUUCCAGGCCUUUCCGAGGUUCUCCUCCGAGAUAUCAAUGGUCUCCACCCAAGGCUCAAUCUUGUGCUCGGCAGCAAAGUUAAGCAUGUACUGGAUUUCGUCCGGCGACCCAAUUGCAGAUCCUUGUACGGAUGAAUUAUUGGCAAGCAACUUCACAGGCGAUAAUUCGAGAUUUUCGUUCGAAGGAGGAGCAGUGAUAAAGACAAACUUGCCCCUCGGAGCAAGCAUCGACAAAAGCUUGUCCAUGGAAGAUCCAGAGAAAGAACUUCCUGUAUUCACAAUUAGAUCCAACGUGUCGGCGUACUUUUCGAUAAAAUCCUCAUCGGCAGUAGCAGCAAAGUGGUCUGCACCAAGUUUUUUGGCCAAUUCCUUCUUUGAGUCCGUUCUGGAGAUGGCAGUGACUUCUGCACCAAGGGCUUUGGCGAAAAGAAUGGUCAUGUGGCCAAUUCCUCCGAUUCCCACGACCCCAACCUUGGUUCCCUUUCCAACGUUAUUUUGGAGAAGAGGUGCAAAGCCAGUGAUGCCUCCACACAAAAGUGGAGCGGCAUGUUCUGUCUUGAGCAGUUCUGGGAUGUUAAAGACAAACUGCGAGUUGACCCGAAUAUGUGAAGCGUUUCCUCCAAUGGUCUUGAAACCAGUCUCUUUGUUCACGCCAAAGUACGUGGCCACUAGGUUUCUGCAGUUGCACUGGAAAUUCUUUCUUGCAAGCAAUGCACGUGUUGUCACAGUCACAUUGGGCCCCCACCCCGACUCUGUCUCCAACUUUAAUGCCUUCUUUGGCCUUUGGACCGACCUUCACCACUUUUCCAACAAUCUCGUGUCCCACAGCCACAGGUGCAUAGGGACGGCCCCAUUCUCCACUUACGGCAUGAAUGUCGGAACCACAGACACCACAGGCUUCAAUUUCUAUGUCCACGUCGUAAUCUCUAAACUCUUGCGGCUUGUACUCGAAAGAUUUUGGGUGCAACCAGUCGUCAAAGUCAACGACACCGACUGCUUUGAAAGUUUCUGGAUAGACCAUUGUGUAAUAGUGAUUAUACUUGUUUGUGGUUUCAUGAACAGAAGGUAA